AUGGCAUGGGAGCUCAUGAAUGAACCUCGCUGCCAAACUGAUUACUCUGGAAAAACAGUCAAUGGUUGGGUUAAAGAAAUGGCAACUUUUGUGAAGUCCCUAGAUAGAAGACAUUUGCUUGAGAUUGGCAUGGAAGGAUUUUAUGGAGAUACAAUGCCAAAAAGGAAGCAAGUCAAUCCAGGAUACCAAGUCGGGACGGAUUUCAUUAGCAACAACCUUAUAAGAGAGAUCGAUUUCACUACCAUACAUGCAUAUCCUGAUAUCUGGUUAUCGGGGAAAAGUGACAACGAACAAAUGGCUUUUAUGGAAAGAUGGAUGUCGAGCCACUGGAAUGAUGCUAGAAGAAUUUUGAAGAAGCCACUUGUCAUAGCCGAAUUCGGAAAAUCUAGAAAAGAUCCAGGAUACAGUUUAACUGCUAGAGAUUUAUACAUGGGCGAUGUAUACAGAGAUAUAUACAGAUUUGCAAGAACAGGAGGAACAAUGAGUGGAAGUUUAGUAUGGCAACUUAUGGCAGAAGGCAUGGAUUCAUAUCAUGAUGGAUAUGAAAUUAUCUUAUCUCAAAAUCCCUCAACUGCUGGAAUCAUGUCAAGGCAAUCUCAUGCCAUGACAGAUUUAUCUCAUUUGUUCAUUGGACCUCACCAUGCUCAGACUUCUGCUCCUUGA
Fraxinus pennsylvanica is the source of this 663-nucleotide messenger RNA. Lineage: Eukaryota; Viridiplantae; Streptophyta; Magnoliopsida; Lamiales; Oleaceae. The record is from the annotation of a GenBank genome assembly.